This is a messenger RNA of Trichoderma atroviride IMI 206040, 3480 nucleotides long. Lineage: Eukaryota; Fungi; Ascomycota; Sordariomycetes; Hypocreales; Hypocreaceae. The record is from RefSeq and is a predicted model, not a curated record.
GAUUCUCUCGUGACCGUAAGGCUCUCGGAGCCGCCAACGCUGACGUUGGAGACCGCCUCUGCUCGAAAUAGCGAUAUCCCCGAGGUGCCUGCGCUGCCAGCGACCAGCGAGCCGAUCGAGGAUCCUACAAGCUCCAGCUCCAGCUCUGAUGCGCCAGACGCCGCCCGAAACUCGACCGCCACUUUGUCUGCCUCCGCCGAGGCAAACCGUAGCCUCCAUGAUGAACUCGGAGAGUAUGACGAUGCCGAUAGCGAUGGCUCAGAUUCAGAGGAGGUCAAUUGGGAAAAGCUUGAAAAGACGGAAGACGAACAGACCAAAGACGAAGAGACUGAUAACCUCGUCGAGAAGCCUCCGCCAAACAGGCCGCGCCCGCCAUCAAUGGCCAUGCUCCGCAAGAUGGUUCGAGGGCCCACGCCCGCCGCGUUGCGAUACUCGAUGCUGCCUCCGCCGCCCAUGACAGAUCUCGAAUUCUACGCUGCUCUCGUCAAGGACUACCAGCAGACCGCGGCCAGGCUGCCCACACUGCUGUCCAACAAGAUCCGCAAGGGAAUCCCCCCGCCGCUGCGAGGCGUGGUGUGGCAGAGCAUGUCUGGCUCUCGAGACCACGACUUGGAGGAGCAGUACGAGCGACUCAAUGGCGAAUCCAGCCCGUAUGAGGGUCUCAUUGGCAAGGAUCUCGGCCGGAGUUUUCCUGGCGUUGAAAUGUUUCGCGACCCUGACGGAGACGGCCAGCGCAUGCUUGGACGAGUGUUGAAGACGUUCAGUCUGUACGAUACCAAGAUUGGAUACUGCCAAGGCCUCGCAUUUCUCGUUGGCCCUCUGUUGAUGCACAUGCCUGACAAGCAGGCAUUCUGCAUUUUGGUUCGACUCAUGGAGCGCUAUGAUUUGAGAAGCUGCUUUCUGCCAGACCUUUCGGGACUCCAUGUGCGAAUAUACCAAUUCCGAGAGCUCUUGAGAGCCAAUCUCCCCUCGCUGUGGAGCCACCUGGAAGAUCUGCAAGUAGAAACGGCCUAUGUCUCGCAGUGGUUCCUCAGUUUCUUUGCAACCACCUGCCCCCUGCCGAUGCUAUUCCGCAUUUACGACGUGAUUUUCGCCGAGGGUGCCCCUGAGACACUAAUGCGCGUCGCACUAUCACUAAUGCGGAGGAACGAGGCCAGAUUGCUGUCUUGCACCGAGCUCGAAGACGUGAUGCAGCUCCUCUUGUCCAGGGGGUUGUGGGAUUGUUACCACUACAACGCCGACGAGUUUGUGCAAGAUUUCGCCAGCCUCACCGGCAUUGUCACUCGAGAGAAGCUCGCCCAGCUGGAGCAGGGAUACCGCGAAUCUCUAGUUGCGACCGCCAACACCGCCCGCACGUCUGAUAUUGCAACCGCCGCCGCCCGAUUCCUCGGUCGCAUCUGGGCUUCGUCCGGUGCAUUCCCCAGGAGCUCAGGACUGGCUCCAGGUUUUAGUGCACCAUCAAGGCCACUGAGCAUGUUGCGACGCAGCACCUCCAAACAAAGCCUUGCCUCCACCCUAAACUCGGUUGAGGCAAGCUCCGCCAGUGUCAUGAGUUCAUCGUCGACAGAUGCCACUACUGUGUCAAGGGACUCUUCAAACACUGUCGAGGACGAUUCUGCAAGCCGCGAAUCAACCCCGGUAGCUCCCAAGGUCGCCGUCAGCAGUAGCAAAAACACAGACGAUAAACAUCUGCAUGGCCAGAUUGAAGAUCUCCUCACCGUGCUAAGCGAGCUGCAGCGUAAUCAUGCGCUGCUGUCAAACGAACUGAAACGCGAGCGGGAGGAGAGAGAAGAGGACCGAAAAGCUGUUCGAUCCCUCUUGGAGGGGCUCAGGAAGAGAGCAAGCCUCGCAGACGAGGAAUCGGACGAGGAGGAGGAUGAUGAUGAGGAGGAGGAGGAAGAUGAAGUAGAGGAAGAGGAAGGUGGAGAAGACAAUGCGCCAUCCGCAGAAGACUUGUCAGAGCUGCUUGAUAGAGUGGAAAGCCGCUUCGGCAGUGGAACUGAGGGCGACGAUGGCGACAAGAGCAAAUCUCCGCCAUCAGCAUCUGGCACAAACUCGGAAAUGCAGGCUGAGCUGCAACAGGCCAAAGACCAGCUGGCCAGUGCCAUGUCGCAGAACCAAAACUUCAGCCGGCAGAUACACGACUUGGACCAAGAAAUGUCGUCUCUGAAGGAGCAAAUCCGGGAAAGCCACAGCCACGUCAGGACCCUUCACCAGGACAAGCAGCGACUGGAGAAGCAGAUACAAGCUUUGCGAGCCAGGCCAGCAUCCAGCGACCCGGGCCUGGGCAGCCUUGAUUCCGGAACGGAAUGGACCCCCAAGCCACCCGCUGGGUUGAGGGAGUUUAAGCUCGGGCGCAGUAAGUCGAUGGCUUCUCAGGGCUCAACAUAUGACCGGCGAAAGUCGUCGGUGAUGCAAAGCAACGACCUGGUGCCACCGCUACCAGCGUCGAUGCCCCCGACACCAUUGGCGUCAAACGAGAGCAAGUCGUCUCAGAACGACCUCGAUACGCUGCUGAUGGAGCUUGCGCAGGCAAAGACGGUGCAGGCCAUUGCAAAGCAAGAGGCGGAAGAAGCGAAGCAGCAGCUGGAAGCGAUGAAGAAGAUGUACAACCACGCUCAAGCUCAGCUUCAAGCUCAGGCCCAAGCUCAAGGAGACAUUCCCAACGGUCCUGUAUCUCCAGGCUCGAUUAACGCUAAAGUUGCUGCGACUGCAGCUACGUCUCCCGGAUCAGGUGGUGGUGGUUUCUGGGGCUGGCGCAGGUGAGAAGAGCUGUAAGGCGAAGAGAGAGAGACGCAGAGAGCACUGCAUGGAAGAGAUGGGAUAUUAGCAUGCGUCAAUGGGGAAAGUCAAGUUGGAUUGAGAGAUAUACCCAUCUACGCACACAUUCGCAUGCAUCAACACACAGCACAGACACAGACACAGACAUAUAUGUAUAUAUAUGUAUGUAUCAUGUCGCCGUCUACUGGGUGCCUUGACAUUACAUGCGCACAUGGUUGAGAAUGACCCUCUUGCAUGGCUUGCUCAACCAUGUCGCAGUCAUUACACGGGGACACACAGUAUUCAGUACAUCACGACACAGCAGAAACACAACCACAGCACCGUUAUGAGAUGCAAGGACCUUUUACACCUUUGCAACACAACGAAUUAGACGGAAAGAGACAUAGUUUUCUCUCUCAUGAGGUAGACCAACGAACGAGUCACCUGCAUCUUUUGCUUUCUUAUCUCUCCUUUCAUCUAUGUAUUAGGGAAACAAAGCCCAUGUUUUAUGGAGCGGGUUUGUUUAUAUCUUUUUUUUUUACACUUUGUUUAGCACGGAGUUUUUCCUACUUGUUCUCUUGUUAUACCUUCCUUGAUGGUAUAGGAAAUGGGUCAGUCAAGAUGACAGUCAAUGUAUGCAAGCUACAAGGCUUGCCAGAUAGCUUUGAACAGAACAGACAUUAGCAGACGCGAAUACUAGCACACAAACACAAGUUGAGA